ACGUCUCCGGUGAAAUUUCUGCUUUUCAUAUCAGGGCAGGUAAAUCGAUAAGAGCUCUACCUGCAUCCAAAGUUCGUAACAUUCGAUGGAAACAGAUUGAGAAGAGAGGACGCCUUUCAGCUGCAGAGUGCCGUUUUCUAGAAAAAUGGCGCAGCUUUUGUGGAUGUUCGUUUUUUUGUGCUUUGUGCAGUAUAGCAAACCUCAAGGCGCUCCGAAAGAUUCACCUGUACUUAGAGCGCCUGUAUACAUUGAUAUGAAAAAAUUUCGUUCUGAAUUGUUGUAUCCGCAUGACAGAGAUCAUCUCAUCGACACCAUAAACAGAGGUCAAGCAAUCAGGGACACUCCAUUGCCUUUCCGAUUGCCCUUCUUUGGCUUUGACUUCCGAUACAUUUGGAUACACCGUGACGGCUACCUGCUUUUCAAUAAAGGACUCCUAGAAUAUACCAGUCCUGUGAAAUUUCCAACCCCAUUCAUUCGGGAUCCUACCCGUGAAGAAGAUCCGUCAUUGAUUGCACCAUGGUUUAGUUACCAAGACAUUCCAAAUUCCAUCGAAGGAGCUGGUGUUUAUUCCCAAUUAGUCAACAUGGCUACGGAAAAGAACGAUUCCUUGAAAGAAAGACUGAGGUUGGAUUUUAGAGAUGCCAUGAUUGGGUCCGCUGACUUCGAACCAACGUAUGCCAUCAUUGUGACCUGGAGAAACGUUACUCAUGCUAAUCGUAUGCCAACUACUACCCUCAAAACGAACACUUACCAGGCUGUGAUCGCAACAGAUGAGAAAAGAACUUAUGUUAUGUUUAAUUACGAUGCUAUUAAUUGGAUAUCUGACAAGGACAAUUAUGAUGGUCAAAAAGGAAUUCCACCUUUCAUCGGUUUUAACGCUGGUAACAGAACUAGAGCCUACGAAUAUGAGCCUUACUCACAACAACCCAGGGUAAGUCGACUUCCUUCUUUGGGCUUUGGAAAUGGACUGAGAGGUAGAUUUUAUUUUCAAGUUGAUGAAGAAAUCUGGCCAGGAUGUUGUAUUGAACGUUAUCUGGAUAUUAACUGGCCAACCAGGCCAAAGCUUACAUUCUUUCCUCGAUAUGGUAGCAUGCUCGGAGGAACAACGGUUAACGUGACAGGACCUUGUUUCUUUGACCCUCGCAGUAUCAUCCGCUGCAAGUUUGACACCCUUGAAGUCGACGGUAUUUAUAGAAGUCCAAACCAUGUUUCUUGUAUAUCUCCUCCUGUUAUGUACCACGGAUACGUUGAUCUGUCAGUAUCCAUAGACCAAGGACCUUUCCUCUUCUAUGGAAAGUACUAUAUUCAGCCACCAGACAUGGUUGAAGCGGAUGUCAACGUGCUAGACGGAAAUGAUAAACGAGAGGCUCCCGAACGUUUUGUUAUACAAUGGAAACAUGAAAAAUUGACCUGGGAUACUAGAGCACCUGUUCAGGUAGCUUUAUGGGGGUACAGAGAAACCAAUGAGAACUAUCCAAAACUCACUUACAUUGAUCUUCUGACUGAUGAGACGAUCCUCGCGGGAGACAGACAGCAUUCUCUUGAUUUGGAAGUGUAUAAGAACCGUUGGAACUGGGACAAAUUGGAUAUUCAUUUUGGUUUCAUUGCUAUUAACCUAACUGAGCCUGAAAUCUUGAGAGAUGGUAGCAGGCACUCACCUGUUCUGUGGUCCGAUCCAUUGCCUUUGGGAUGGUAUUUCCGACACCAGUGGAGACGGAAAUACGGCAAAAAUUGGAAAAAAGAUAUUUGCGAAGAUUGGUAUUACCGUGAAAAAUACAGUGAUCGUUUUGCUAUCACUCUUUUUAGAUGCCCCUGCACUUUAAAACAAGCAAAGAUAGAUGCCGGGAGAUUUGCACCAGAUUUACAAUGUAACGAAAUAGACAGGAAAUGUGAGACCUUUCAUAAAGCUGCUUAUCAUUGUGUUAGGUCAGGAAGAUCUGCUGUUGGUGGGGCAGGUCAGUUGUGCUGUUAUGACGACCACGGGGAGCUUAUAAGGACAGGCGAUACAAUGUACGGUGGCAGACCAGCAAGAGCUUUCCAGUAUGGGAAGCAUCCUUUCAAGCAAAGAAUGAUGAUCCCUUCUCUGUCCUAUUGGCUUCAUGACGUCUCUCCCUACUUCUUCUGCUGUAAAUGGGCAGAUAAUGAAGACGAUGCAGAAUCUUGCGCGAUGUUUAAGUACUGGAGAACUUCCCAGGACUGUUCUCUUUACCAGCCUCCAGGUGUAGCCUCAGUGUUUGGUGACCCGCAUCUCCUCACUUUUGAUAGAGUGAAUUACACUUUCAACGGCAAAGGUGAAUUUGUUUUGACGAGAGUGAAUCACAGGAUGCACAAAUUAGAUGUGCAAGGAAGAUUUGAGCAGCCCGAACCGAAGUAUCACCAGAGUCCUCAAAUAAACGGCACACGUUUGAUGGCUGUUGCUGCUAGAGACAACGUGUCAUCAAUUGUUGAAUUCAGAGUCCGACCUGCUCCAGCUAGAUGGCAGUACCACAUGUACAUCAUUGUGGAUAAUGAAUAUGUGUAUUUCUGGGACAACAGCCUUCGUGUUCAGUUCUUUAAAGGCGUCACACUUUUCCAGCCUGCUAAUGUAUACAAUAUGUCCCACAUAGUGGCUAUGUUCGAUUCUGGAGCAGGAGUCGAAGUCAGAGUAGAGAAUGGACACAUGGCUGUUCAUGUUUAUUUACCGCUGACGUUUAUCAACAAAACUAGAGGCUUGUUAGGGAACUGGUCAAGAUUAAGAGAUGACGACUUUACAGCUCCUGAUGGUGAAGUAUACAUUACUCCUGAUGCAAGAACUUACGAUAUACAUCAUCGAUUCGGAAUGCAAUAUCGAGUGUCUGAAAUAGGGAAUGACAAAGUUGGACGUUCCCUAUUUUUUCACAAUGCAAUACCCUUUUCCCAAUAUGACAACAUGUCUUUUGUGCCAGAGUACGAAACACCUCCACCGGUACCCAGAAAUUUCAGCUACAGACCAGAUGAAAUCGAUAACAUAUGUACGACUUCGACAGCAUGCCGUUUCGAUUUCAUUGUCACGGGAGAUAGAGAAUUCGCUGUGGCCACCAGAAACCAUGAAAAUUAUGCCCAGAAAUUGUCAUCGGAUGUGAGAGAGGAAGUCAUUCGUUGUCCAGAGCUCGUCAAGCCAAGAAAUGGAAGAAAAAGUGAAAUACGUUAUUUUGUUGGAACAACUGUCAGAUUUUCCUGUGACGAUGGAUACCGUUUAGUGGGUUAUGAGAACAGAAGGUGCAGAGAAACGGGAUUGUGGAGCUGGGGUGUGGAUCCAGAGUGCAUCAGUGAAGGCGACUACGCCAGGAAAGUUGCGGGAAUAUCUUUAGGAAUCGUUCUGCCAGUCAUCAUUCUGGGAAUUUUGCUCUGCGUUUGUUUAGUUCAGAGAAUCAGGCAAAGAAAAGAACACUGGACAGGAGAAAGAGGCUUGCCUGCCAAUGCCAUUUUCGAACUAAAGCCAAAUAUAAAUCGAAAUGGAGCAGGUAAUGGAAGCAGUAAAGUUUCUGACUUUUGAACUUUAAAUAUUUUUAGUUUUAGUCAAUGAACAUUUAUUUUUCCCUAUAUUUUAAACCCGAAAUGAUAUGUAAAAAAAAAAAAAAAAAACUGUACAGUAUCAUCCUUGUCUAAUUGAUGAAAUAUUUUAGAAAAUAUAUUUUUGAAUGAUUGUACUUGGAUAAGAUUUUUUUAUUUUAAUUUUUCUUUCAGUAAAAUCUUUAAUAUAAUCACUCUAAUUUCAGCAAUGGUUUAAAAGAUAUAGCAUUUUUACAUAUUUAUCCUUUUAAAGUAAUUUUUUAGAGUUUUUCAAUGUAAUAUAUUUAUGUGAAAAAAAUUAAAUGUGUGUUCUUGUGACAUUAUAUAGAGGCUUCGACCUUAAAAUGUAAACAUAAUAUAUAUCCUUCUAUUGAAAUAAUUACUAAAUAUGAAUUUUAAUCACUGAAAUCAAAUUCCCAAGGUGUUAAAUGAGUUUAUAAAUAAUUUAAACAAAUUAAAUAAAAUUUCAAUGAGUGCAUUUUUUUUUAUUUACUUGCAAUUAUGUUAUUAUUUGCGAGCGAUGUUUUAUUUCUGAAUUUAUCACGUGAUGCACAAUCAUGAAAAGUAUUUUAAAUAUAUAUGAUAUCAAUCUUUCGAGGCAAGAACUUUCAUUUAUGUUCUCAGAACAUGUAAAGAAUCAUCUUUCUGAUAAAUGAAAAACAUAUCAGCAUUAAUAAGGAACAAACUUUUUAAACUGAAAAAAGAAUUCAGCAUUGAAAAUAAAAAUUAAGAGAGAACAUUAAAAUAUUUAAUAGCGUUAUUUGUCAAACAAUUGUUUCAAUCCUUUUAGAAAAUUUUCGAUAGAGAAGCUGUUACUUUACUUUUAGGCUAUGUAUUAUAUAUUAAAAAGGAUUUAUCAGAAAGUUUUCAUUUCAGCAGAGGGAAAGCAUUUGAUUUAAAUGUUGUUUAUAUCUUAACGAAUUCAUGUUCAUUAUUUUUUUCAUUUUAUGUUUAUUAUUCAGCAGUGGAGUGUUUCUUGCCGUUUGAAUUUUAUGAAUAAAGUUAGCUUCUUAUUUUUA
Molecule: messenger RNA, 4550 nt
Organism: Argiope bruennichi
Lineage: Eukaryota; Metazoa; Arthropoda; Arachnida; Araneae; Araneidae
Gene: mesh
Product: protein mesh-like
Exons: 1
Coding region: 146-3514 (1122 amino acids)
Biological process (GO): cell-matrix adhesion
Source: RefSeq, a predicted model, not a curated record